AUGGCCAAGUCUCCCCACGAUCCCCACAACAUGCUCGCCGACGAGAUCGAGCGGUCUCCCUCACAGUCUGAGGGAGAAGUGUUGGACACAGAGGUCAAGACCAAUGAUGCUGUCUUUGGUAACAUUACAGACGAUGGUCCCAACUACCGUAAUGUCGGGUGGUUGGGAACCGCAGCUCUCAUGAUGAAGACACAAAUCGGUCUAGGUGUCCUUUCGAUCCCCUCUGUCUUCGAUACCGUGGGCCUCAUCCCCGGUGUUAUCCUCCUUUUGGUGAUUGGAACCAUCACUACCUGGUCAGCCUACAUGAUUGGUGUUUUUAAGCUUCGACACCGUCAAGUAUAUGGCAUCGACGACGCUGGCGGCCUGGUUUUCGGCCGCGUUGGUCGCGAAGUUUUUGGCAUUUCCUUCACUCUUCUCUUGACCUUUGCUGCCGCCGCGGCCAUGAUCGGAAUCUCGGUUGCCCUGAACGCCCUGUCCACUCAUGGCGCGUGUACCGCCGUGUUUGUUGUAGUGGCAGCAGUUUUUGGAUUCGCCUUUUCGAGCAUCCAAACUCUUGGCAGAAUUAGCGCACUGGCAUGGAUCGGUGUUACCUCCAUUGUUAUCGCUGUCUUCACCGUGACAGUUGCUGUCGGUGUCCGGGGCGAACCUGCGCCUCCUACUAAGAGCUUCGAAGGACCAUUGGAGUCCAACUACAAGCUUUUCAAGAACCCCAGCUUUACCGACGCCUUGGGAGCCAUUACCACUCUCAUCUUUGCUUAUGCCGGUACCCCCACUUUCUUCAGCAUCGCGUCCGAGAUGAAAGAUCCUAAGCACUACACUAAGGCGUUGAUGGUGUGCCAAAGCGGUAUUACCCUGGCGUACAUUGUUGUCGGUGUCGUCGUAUACUAUUACUGCGGCUCAUAUGUCGCGUCUCCUGCUCUCGGGUCAGCUGGUCCGUUGAUCAAGAAGGUUGCGUACGGCAUCGCUCUUCCUGGUCUGUUGGUUACCGACCUUCUUCUCCUCCACAUUGCUGCCAAAUCCAUCUUUGUCCGCAUCCUCCGUAAUUCAAGGCAUCUGGCUUCCAACACCGUCAAGCACUGGGUGGUUUGGCUGGGCUCAACCUUUGCCAUUGCCGUUGUGGCAUACAUCAUUGCCAGUGCCAUCCCUAUCUUCGGACAGCUUAUUGCACUCAUCGGCGCACUUCUCGGCCCAAUCUUGUGCUUCUACCCACCCGGUUUCAUGUGGAUGUACGAUAACUGGAAGAGAUAUGAUGGUCAGAAGCAAAGCCGAUGGUACUCUGGAGUGACUGCCAGUGUUUUCGUCAUCGUCACUGGCACGUUUUUGAUUGUCGCAGGCACCUAUAGUGCCAUCUAUACCAUUGUUAAUACGCCGGGAAGUUCUCAGGUUUGGUCGUGUGCGGAUAACUCCAAUUCGACUUAA
This is a messenger RNA of Pochonia chlamydosporia 170, 1419 nucleotides long. Its product is annotated as amino acid transporter. Gene Ontology annotation, molecular function: amino acid transmembrane transporter activity. Gene Ontology annotation, biological process: amino acid transmembrane transport. Gene Ontology annotation, cellular component: vacuolar membrane. The record is from RefSeq and is a predicted model, not a curated record. Lineage: Eukaryota; Fungi; Ascomycota; Sordariomycetes; Hypocreales; Clavicipitaceae. The transcript has 5 exons. Bases 1 to 1419 code for a protein of 472 amino acids.